ACAUCCCUAGUUCCAAGAUUGACUGCCAAGGCAGCGAGCGAGUAACUUGAAUUUCUAGAAAAUUCCAAAUAUUUAACAAUAAACAGCACCAAACGCCAACUGCCAGGCAACACAAACAUAGGCGGAGGACACGCGAAUGCGAUUAUCACAGCGAGUUUAAUACAGCAAAGAGCAGACAAAAGCAAAAGCCAUGGCCAAGUGGGGAGAAGGAGAUCCACGCUGGAUUGUCGAGGAGCGACCCGAUGCGACGAAUGUGAACAAUUGGCAUUGGACGGAAAAGAAUGCGACACCCUGGUCCAAGGAGAGAUUGCAACAGUUGUUCGAUGACUUUAAAAUCGUGCAAAGUGAUAUCGAGUGCGCUGUGGAUGCGGUGGACAAGUGCACCGGGGAGGCAACUGUGAACAAUCGCAAGGGCAAACUGAUAUUCUUCUAUGAAUGGGAAUUGGUCUUGAAGUGGUCUGGCCGUCUGCUCAAAAAUAGCAAACUGAGCCACAAGGGUAAACUGACAAUCCCCAAUCUAUCCGAGGAGAAUAGUCUGGAGGAUGUGGAACUAACGGUGACCAUUGAUGAGAGCAACGAUGAGUCCGAGACGCUUAAACAAUUCAUGUACAAUGUGGGACGUGAGCGUGUGCGCCAACAGCUGGGCGUCUACAUCAAGGAGCUGAAGGAGGAGUAUUCCAAGAACUUGAUACUACCAAAGAAAGGUGACGAUGGCAGCGGCGGCGCCCUGAAGGAUGCCAACAAUGCGAAGAAUGCCGCCCAACAGAAGGCAGCGACUGGUGUCACAUCAUCAUCGUCAUCGAUCAACAGCAACAGCAAGAGCAGCAGCGUUGGCUGCAAGCUGGACGUGCGCACGUUGUCCAUGUGCGAGGAGUUCCACUGUAAUGCCAACGAUCUGUACAACGCACUAACAAAGCCCGACAUGGUCACAGCAUUCACACGUGCCCCGGCCAAAGUCGAUGCUGUGCGUGGUGGCGAAUUCGUCCUCUAUGGCGGCAAUGUGCUGGGCAAGUUUGAGGAACUGGUGCCCGAGAAGAAGAUCCAGCAGAGCUGGCGUCUGAAAAACUGGUCAUCUGGUCACUACUCGCAUGUCGUCAUCGAGCUCGAGGAAACUUCAUCGAGCACAAUGAUGACGUUGAAGCAGACCGGCAUUCCCGCCUCAGAGUACGAUGCGAUGAGGACAAACUGGCAUCGAUACUAUUGGCACAGCAUUAAGCAGACCUUUGGCUUUGGCAGCUCCAUUUCCGACGCCUUAUAAGGAGCACCUUUUCCGUCUCCCUCAUUCGGUUAAAUUGGACACACAUAGACACGGAUACUACACUACACUAGCUUCUCUGGUUGGCUUUGCUUAUCACUCGGAUUUGGAUUCGGAUUCGAUUUUGGAUUCCAUUACAGAACAGAACAGCGGCUGCAACUUGAUUAUCCAUCAUCCACCAUAAUAAGAACAACAAUCUCUAGUUAUAAUUUCUGUCCAGCUGCGCGCCAUUGCACUCUGUUAACAAUUUCAUUAUGAUAAUGGUAUUAAAGUACAUACAUAACGCAUACAUAUGUAAUGUAGAUGGAUUCACUGUACGACAACAGCAACACGUACAAACAAACACACUCACACACACAUAUAUAAAACAACCAUUCUAAGUGGCGAAAUAAAUGCGAAAUCGAAA
Molecule: messenger RNA, 1661 nt
Organism: Drosophila sulfurigaster albostrigata
Lineage: Eukaryota; Metazoa; Arthropoda; Insecta; Diptera; Drosophilidae
Product: activator of 90 kDa heat shock protein ATPase homolog 1
Exons: 4
Coding region: 191-1258 (355 amino acids)
Biological process (GO): protein folding; positive regulation of ATP-dependent activity
Cellular component (GO): cytosol
Molecular function (GO): ATPase activator activity; protein-folding chaperone binding
Source: RefSeq, a predicted model, not a curated record